CGCAGUGUACAAUAUUAUUGUAUAUUAUAAUAUCUAAACUUCUGAAAUUGUAACUCUACUUAAAACUAAAAUACUUAUCACGGAUACACGAAUCACGACGAAAAAUCUUUAGUUUUCUAAUUUCUUAAAAUGCUGUUUACUUUUUUCAAAUGUCAUCAAAUUGAUUUGUUAUAAUUACAUGAAUAAUAUACUUAGUUUAUGAUAUAUAUAUAUAUAUAUAUAAUAUAUGCAAUGAUUAGUGAGUCUUGUAUAUAUGUAUGUGUCACGUAGAUGUCAAGUUAGUGAAUUCACCUUAAAACUUGUUUCGUGAAUAGGUAGAAGAAAUUUUAAAUUAAUUUAAAGUUUCAAAAUGCACAUUUAAAUAUGAUAUACCAUCGAUCAAAUGAAUUAAUUUGUGUUUGUGUAUUUGCCGUUUCACUAUAUUCAAUUCCAUAUACAAAUGGGAUAAAUAACAAUUAUAUUAAAAUGUUUCCUAAAAUUGGUGAAAAUGUUACACUAAAAUGUGGCAGCAAUAAUAUAAAAAAUUCUAAUGUGUUGUGGCAAAUGGAUCAUAAAGAAUUACCUGGUCAAGCUAAAGUUAUGGAAAAUGGAGAUCUGUUCAUUUCAUCAUUUGAUACAUCUGAUGCUGGUAUCUAUAUUUGUGAUUUAGCAGCUGCUAGUGGGUAUGUUGGACAUGCUCCACUGACACAAUUUGAACUGAAACUAAAAAGUGUACCUGGAUCCUUGAUAGGUGUAAGAGUUAUACCUAAUACCGUAUUAAUGCUCAUCACAUGGAGAGAAAUAGAAAACAAUGAUGGAUCUCCUGUUAAGAAUAUAACCAUUAGGUAUAGAAUUACAGAUGAUAGAAUUUCAAGAGAUGAUUGGAGUGUUCUUCAAGUAAAUCCAUUUAAGAUUCACAAAGAAAUUUAUUCGUUACUUCCGAAUACUUUAUAUAAAAUUCAAAUUUGGGCCACCAAUGAAAUAGGUGAUGGGCCCAAAACCGAAUUGACCACCAAAACAUUAAGUGAUAUGACAGAAUCUGAGUUGGAAAAACACCUAUUAGAAGGCAUUGAUACAUUUGAUACCAGGGCAUGGACAUUUGCAGUAAUUGUGAUCAUGAGUACAUUUAGUAUAUUUGUAAUAGCGUUGUGUUGUUUAUUUGUCAAGGAUCCUAGAGUACAGAAAAGAUUGGAAAACAAUGAUGAUGUUGAACGAAUUGAGUUAAUACCAAAUAUUACUAUAAAUCCUGGUUAUUGUGAAACAUAGCUAAGAUUUGAAUACACAGACACUAAUUUUUGAGUCCGUGUGUAAUCGAGUUGCUGUUGAUUAUUUAGCUCGAUAAAUUUUUUAUGUUUUUUUAAUUUUGACAUUUUGUUUGAUUUUUGUAUCAUAUACAUUGUAUAUUAUACAAGUUAUAAUUAGAUAUUCACUAUUUUCAAGGUGUUUUUUUAAGAUAAUAUUACGAUCUAAAACAUAGAUUAAUUUCUGGUUGCAUAAAACAUUUAGGGCCGUUCUUACAAUGUCUGGUAAAGUUUCGGUUAACGCUAAUCAACUGAUAACAGAUUUUAUUACCGACAGAAUUCGGCCGGUUAAGUGUCAAUUAACUUUAACCGGACAUUGUUAGAACGGCUCUUAAUGAAUCAAUGGUGAGCUUGGUUGGAGCUAGUGGUCCUUCAAACAAGAUUUAGUGGCCCACGAUUGGUCCAUUAAAUUUUUAGUGAACCAUUAAAUUUAAUUAACUGUUUAUGUAACCCAACAUAAAUAUAUUAGUACAUUAAAUAUUAAAAUAUUUUAUAUUUUAAUCUAUGUCCAAAUUGAUAUAUCCAUAGACCUAUAAACUAAUAGACAGAGCAUUCCACUCCGCCCUGCCAUCAAUGCACGGGAAUCAUAUAAGAGAAAGAAAGAAGAAGAAACGUAGAGAGAAAAGAGAGAAAGAA
Molecule: messenger RNA, 1916 nt
Organism: Metopolophium dirhodum (rose-grain aphid)
Lineage: Eukaryota; Metazoa; Arthropoda; Insecta; Hemiptera; Aphididae
Product: contactin-1
Exons: 6
Coding region: 364-1245 (293 amino acids)
Molecular function (GO): protein binding
Source: RefSeq, a predicted model, not a curated record